Molecule: messenger RNA, 1710 nt
Organism: Poecilia reticulata (guppy)
Lineage: Eukaryota; Metazoa; Chordata; Actinopteri; Cyprinodontiformes; Poeciliidae
Product: B2 bradykinin receptor-like
Biological process (GO): calcium-mediated signaling; G protein-coupled receptor signaling pathway; immune response
Cellular component (GO): membrane; external side of plasma membrane
Molecular function (GO): C-C chemokine binding; bradykinin receptor activity; C-C chemokine receptor activity
Source: RefSeq, a predicted model, not a curated record
ACUCCACACACACUCUCACACACACACACACACACAGAGGACACGCAGUGAAGACUUGAGGGGACUUGCUGUUGGCUGCUUUCUUCUGGACAAUGGCUCUUUUAUCCACCAGCCUCCCUGAUMAUUUGACCUCACUGGCUGAAGAUGGAAACGAAACACAUCUUAUUUGCCCACUUGAAUCCGUCAACUGGUCCUUCACUUAUGUCCCAGUGUACAUCCUGUUCAUCUCUGUUCUGGGAAUAGUUUUCAACAUCUUUGUGCUGAUGAUCUUCAUCCUCCAUAAGAAGCCCUGCACCGUGGCUGAGAUCUACCUGAGCAACCUGGCUGCUGCUGACCUGCUGCUGGUCUCCUUCCUGCCCUUCUGGGCUGUCAGCGCUUGGAAUAAGUUUGAGUGGAUUUUUGGUCUUGCCAUGUGCAAAAUGGUCARCGUGAGCAUCCUGAUGAACGUCUACUGCAGCAUCUACUUCCUGGUUCUGAUUAGCAUCGAUCGCUAUUUGGCCGUGGUCCAUCCACUGUCCCAGGAAAAAAUGCGUCGCCCAAAAUUUGCUAAAAUUAGUUGCGCUGUGGUUUGGAUUCUGGGAUUAAUUCUUAGUGUUCCAAAAUUCAUCAACAGAAAAUUGGAACCUCACRAUAAUAUUACUUAUUGUAGUGAAGCUGAUUUAGAGAYGACUGAGUGGAUGAUUUUGGUGUUAGGGUUUUUAAUUCCCAUUUCCAUCAUUUUCUUUUGCACUGUGAACAUCCUCAAAGCUCUGAGAAACAGAUCGAUCCAAGGAGUAAAUGCAAAGAAAAAGGAUCACAAGGCCAACACUUUGGUGCUGGUUGUCCUGCUGGCGUUCCUGAUCUGUUGGGUCCCGUACCAUCUGCGGAAAGUCCCGACCUGGCUCCACAARGCCGGAAUCCUGACAGRCUGYASSUMUAAGAAAAUCCAGCACUUCUGUGGGCAGAUCUUCACCUACUUGGCGUUCUUCAACAGCGUUCUCAACCCCAUUCUCUACGUCAUUGUUGGGAAAAACUUCCGGAAAAAAGUUAAGGAACUUUUUCUGCAGUCGAACCACAAACGGAGUUCAACCAUGACUCUAAGAAGUUCAAAAACAAAACUAUCAAUAUUACAUCCAUCCUAGUUCUGACUUAAUGCUCAUUCAGCUCACUUCCUCUAUGAGACGUUUAUUAUUCAGGUAUGUAUUUAAGCUAUUUUAAUGUUUUACCGUAAACAUUUGGUGGGUCAUUCUGAAUUUUUGUUGGUUUCUUUAUUGUGAAUUGAGUAAUUCAAGUACUGCAUACAAACCUGAUCCAAUCUGCUAAGAUAGAAAACUUUUUARCCCAAUUUGAAUAAACGGCUUAAUGUGCCGUUUGGCAGAUGAACUCAGAUCAACUGGAAUGGAUGAGACUGAACUGAAAGGACUUUUUUUUUGAAAAAGUGCCUCGAGACUACUUUUUUUGUAAGUUGUUCAACGUAAAUAAACUGAAAUGAAUUGAAAAAAAAAACAACAGGCAAACAAAAACAGAUGCAACAAAAAGCAUGAAGAAGAAAAACCUUCAAAUGUGUAAAAGCACCGAGGGAGGAGCAGCAGAUCAGCUGUCAGAGCAGAAACCAUCAUACAAAUAAGAGGCUGCUCAAUAGUGACCAAACCGUUCAGGAAUCCCAACAGAUCCCAACAGAUUCCAAUAGAUCCUAACAGAUCCCAAAAGAUUCCAACAGAUCCUAACAGA